Molecule: messenger RNA, 1053 nt
Organism: Ahaetulla prasina
Lineage: Eukaryota; Metazoa; Chordata; Lepidosauria; Squamata; Colubridae
Gene: RIDA
Product: reactive intermediate imine deaminase A homolog
Exons: 6
Coding region: 99-521 (140 amino acids)
Cellular component (GO): cytosol
Molecular function (GO): deaminase activity
Source: RefSeq, a predicted model, not a curated record
CUGAGUGGGAUACGGGUAAAAGUUCAGGAGCAGCGAAACAUUGGCUUUGUUGGCUUGGCAAUUGCCGAAGGAGAGCUUGUUCCGCUGCUUCUGCCGCUAUGGCUGCGUUAGUGAAGAGAAUCAUCAGUACUACAAGGGCUCCCGCUGCUAUGGGUCCCUACAGCCAAGCAGUAUUGGUAGAUCGGACCAUGUACAUCGCAGGGCAGCUUGGUAUGGAUCCCUUCAGUGGGGAACUGGUUCCAGGAGGUGCAAAGGAACAAACUUACCAGGCUCUCCAAAACAUUGGGGAAAUUCUGAAAGCUGCUGGCUGUGACCCCUCUAACGUGGUAAAGACUACUGUACUGAUGACCGACAUGAAGGAUUUUAGUGAUAUUAAUGAAGUCUACAAGCAAUUUUUCAAGAGCAAUUUUCCAGCCCGAGCUGCUUAUCAGGUUGUGGCUCUUCCAAAGGAUGCCUGUGUGGAAAUUGAAGCUAUUGCCAUUUCGGGACCCCUUCAAGAUGCCUCACCAGCUAAAAUCUAACCGUUCUGAUUUCUUUUGCCAUGAUCAUUCUCACUAUCUAUAGGAUUGAGUUCUGCUACCGAUUCUUUCAAUGUUAUUCCUGAAUUGUGAAUCUGACUCAUUUAGGUGUAUUUGGAUGGGCAGAUUGACUCAGAGGCACCACUGACUGUACUAUUAAAGCUGUCUGUUUAUUCGUGGUAUAGCAAUGCCAUCAGUCUCAGUGACUUUAAGCUGUGUGCUGGCUGGCAAAUCUUGGGAGUUGAAGUUCCUACAUCUUAAAAUCAUUGAGGUUGAGAAACAUUGGAGUAUAGUAUGACUGAAAGACAUUACAAGACUAAAUGACAUUACAAGACUAAAUACGCAAGCUGCUUAAAAGCAUAUUUUGAGGGGGGGGAAGCAACAGAACUCUUCAGAUAAACUUGACAUACUGUAGAUAGAGAGUAGAUUUUCUAAAAUUUGGGAGUCAAGCUGGGUACUACAUUAAGCAGAAUUGUAUACUUUAAAACAUUAGAAGAAUAAAUCACAAUGCUGUAACACUGAUCGGUGUUGAUAA